AUGGACAACAAGCAGACCCUCGUCGUCGUCACCCUUGGCCAGACCACCAACCUCGACUCGCCUCGUUGGACUCGCAAGCAUGGCCGCCGUCGCCCCUCCUACCGCCCCAACAACCUCGGCUGGCUCCCCCAUCUUCGUUCCCAACUUCGUGCACAACCAGCGGGCGUUGUACUACGUCAAGAGUACGACCGCCUGUAUCGCAGGCUCAGUCGCCGGCAUCCUCGGCCUGACAAACCUGCACGGCUUCGUCCUCUUCUUCAUCACAUCCUUCGGCGUUGGCGCGCUGUACUCGGCCGUCAAUUGCGGCAUGAAGCCCAGCCGCUACUUCCCCAAGGCGAGCGAACCGCUCCUGUCUGGGACACUCGGCAACUGCUUCAGCUUCAUCCUCUUUUGGACAUUGUUCUAUUCGCUCGUUCACAUCUACAAGUGAUUCUUCGUCCGCCGUCGCCAGAACGCGCAUGCAGCGCGACGGGCCGCUUGACAAGUACUCAUCGCCCAACUCACGCCCGCCAAACCCCCGCCCUCUUCUUCGGCUCCCCCGCCUCUUCCAGUCGACUCAUUGGCGAGGCUGUCAAGACGGAACGGCAUAGGCUGGCCGUAAUGGCGAGAGAGGAGCGCACAGGAUCAGGUCGAGCCGAGUCGAGAAAGGUUUGGGAGGAACGCCUUUCUCGAACAAGGCUCGACUAA
Messenger RNA from Rhodotorula toruloides NP11, 687 nucleotides. RefSeq lists its product as uncharacterized. NCBI's taxonomy places the organism in Eukaryota, Fungi, Basidiomycota, Microbotryomycetes, Sporidiobolales, Sporidiobolaceae. Bases 1 to 687 code for a protein of 228 amino acids. The transcript has 6 exons. The record is from RefSeq and is a predicted model, not a curated record.